AUUAUAGUGGCAACGGAUUAUUUUACCAAAUGGGUGGAGGCUAAACCAAUGAAGAAGGUAGACCAAUCUGAUGUAAUCAAGUUCAUCAAAGAGGACAUUAUUCACAAAUUUGGUCUGCCAGAAACGAUUACAACAGACCAAGGCACAGUUUUUGUCAGCCAUCAGGUGGAGGCAUUUGCAAAGGAAAUGGGUUUCCGUUUGUUAAAUUCUACUCCUCAUUAUGCACAAGCUAAUGGGCAGGCGGAAGCUUCUAACAAGGUGGUGAUUAAUUUGCUUGAAAAAAUGGUGGAUGACAAUCCCAGACGCUGGCAUGAAUUAUUGUCUGAAACAUUGUGGGCUUAUAGAACUUCACAGAGGAGUUCAACCAAAAUGACACCUUUUGCCUUGACAUAUGGCCAUGAUGCAGUCUUGCCAAUGGAGUUAAUAGCCAGGUCUUUAAGAAUAGCAAUUCAGCAUAAUCUCCAGUCUGGAGAAUACGAUGAGGCCAUGAUGCUUGAGCUUGAGGACCUUGAAGACACACGUUUGAUAGCUUUGGAUAGAUUGCAAGCUCAAAAACUCAAAAUUGCAAAGUCUUACAACAAGAGGGUAAAAGGUAAAAAUCUGGCAGUUGGUGACUUGGUCGGGAAAGCAAUUUUACCUCUUGGCAAGAAAGAUCACAGAUUUGGGAAAUGGUCCCCAAAUUGGGAAGGACGAUUCUGAAUUCAUGAAGUGUUGAGAGGGGGUGCUUAUUGGUUAGAGUCACUUGAUGAAGAGCUACAUCCCAGAAAAAUCAAUGGAAUUUAUCUCAAGCCUUAUUUCCCCACAAUUUGGGAGGCAGGAGGCUUAGAGUUCCAAGAAGCUGUCUGAGCCAGGUUUAUACUUUUGUCUAUGCACAAAUAAAUUAAUUUGCUUUCA
Molecule: messenger RNA, 894 nt
Organism: Rubroshorea leprosula
Lineage: Eukaryota; Viridiplantae; Streptophyta; Magnoliopsida; Malvales; Dipterocarpaceae
Source: the annotation of a GenBank genome assembly